Messenger RNA from Vombatus ursinus (common wombat), 2517 nucleotides. RefSeq names its product von Willebrand factor C and EGF domains (gene VWCE). NCBI's taxonomy places the organism in Eukaryota, Metazoa, Chordata, Mammalia, Diprotodontia, Vombatidae. Gene Ontology annotation, molecular function: calcium ion binding; protein binding. Gene Ontology annotation, biological process: cellular response to virus. Gene Ontology annotation, cellular component: cytoplasm. The record is from RefSeq and is a predicted model, not a curated record.
AUGCGGGCUGGAGUGCUCCUGCGAGCUGCCGCCGCCGCAGCUGCCUGCCUCGCGCUCUCGCUGCCCGCCGGCGUCUCCGCCCGAGGCUACACGGGGGGCAGGAAGAAGCCCGUUCCCUUCGCGGCCGAGAGACGCCGCCUGGGACCCCAUGUUUGCCUCUCAGGGUUUGGAAGCGGAUGCUGCCCUGGCUGGGUGCCCUCCCUGGGCAGUGGACAGUGUACUCUCCCCCUGUGCUCCUUUGGCUGUGGCAGCGGCUUCUGCAUCGCUCCUAAUGUCUGCUCCUGUAGGGAUGGAGAGCAAGGCAUCACCUGCCCAGAAGCCCCUGGACCAUGUGGUGAGUAUGGUUGUGACUUGGCCUGUAACCAUGGCGGCUGUCAGGAGGUAGCCCGCGUAUGCCCGGUGGGGUUCUCCAUGAUAGAAACAGCCAUUGGCGUCAAAUGUACAGACAUUGAUGAAUGCUUAAGCUCCUCCUGCGAGGGCCUCUGUGUGAACACGGAAGGAGGGUUUGUGUGUGAGUGUGGGCCAGGUAUGCAGCUUUCUGCUGACCGACACAGCUGCCAGGACACCGAUGAGUGCAUGGGGGUCCCGUGUCAGCAGAGCUGCCAGAACAGCAUCGGCAGCUAUAGGUGCUCCUGCCGAACAGGCUUCUACCUCCAUGGUAACCGGCACUCCUGCGUAGAUGUGAAUGAGUGUCGCCGACCCCCAGAGAGGCGCGUCUGUCAUCACUCCUGCCAGAAUACCAUGGGGAGCUUCCGCUGCGCCUGCCGGGCCGGCUUCCGCCUCAGCGCAGACAGGACAUCCUGUGAAGCGUUUCCGAAGGCUGUGCUUGCCCCAUCGGGCAUCCUCCAAUCUCUCCAGCACCCCCCAAAGAUGCUGUUGCUCUUUCCGGAGUCUGGCCUGCCCGCCCUGCCUCCUGGCCAUGGCCCUCCUUCUCGGGCACCUGGCCCCCCACCAGUAAUCAAAACGACUCCUUUCCUGAUGCUGACCUCGGCACUGCCAGCCUCCUCCACCUCUGCCCGGUCCCUGACGUCCUCAGCUCCAGUGGCCACCCCAUCUCCCAGUUCCUCCUCCCAGGGAAGAAUGGUGAAGCCAUCGAUCCUGGCAGGACUGCUGCCCCCUUCGCUCUUGCACGGCGAGGCAGUGAGGACCCCUUCCCCUCCCAGGGGCCCCUCGACCUCUCGGCCUUCGCUGGUGCCGUCCCCUUGCGGGCACCAAGGAACUGCCCGUGAGCACGGGAGCCACUGGACUGAGCCUGGCUGUUUGCACUGUGGGUGCCAGGACGGCGAGGUGACCUGUGAGAAAGUGAGGUGUAAAGCCGCCUGUUCUCACCCGCUGCUGCCCUCCCGAGAUGGUGGGUGCUGUCCCGAUUGUUCAGGUUGUUUUUAUGACGGUUUACCCAGAGCCGAAGGGGACGUGUUCUCCCUUCCCAAUGAGAACUGCACUGUCUGUGUCUGUCUCGCCGGGAACGUAUCAUGCAUCACCCCCGAGUGUCCUCCUGGUCCUUGCCUGACCCCUCCACAAUCUGACUGCUGCCCCUGCGUUCCAGUGAGAUGCUAUUUUCAUGGCCAAUUUUACCCGGAAGGGGCUGAGUUCAGCGGGGAUGGGGAUGAAUGUACCACCUGUGUCUGCCAGAAUGGGGAAGUCCAGUGUUCCUUCAUGCCUUGCCCAGAGCUGGACUGUCCAAGAGAGGAGUGGCAGUUGGGACCAGGCCAAUGCUGCUUCACCUGCCGAGAGCCCACACCAGUGUCAGGCUGCUCUCUGGAUGACAAUGGAAUUGAAUUUCCCAUUGGACAGAUCUGGUCCCCUGGUGAUCCCUGUGAGUUAUGCAUUUGCCAGGCAGAUGGUUCUGUGAGCUGUGAGAGGACCGACUGCGUGGAGACCUGUCCUCACCCUAUUCGGAUCCCAGGACAGUGCUGCCCCGACUGCUCGGCAGGUUGCACGUACACGGGAAGAAUAUUCUACAACAACGAAACCUUCCCUUCUGUGCUGGAUCCUUGUCUCAGCUGCAUCUGCCUGCUGGGCUCCGUGGCCUGCUCUCCCGUGGACUGCCUCAUUUCCUGUACCUACCCAUUCCACCCUGAGGGAGAGUGCUGCCCUGUCUGCCAAGACUGUAACUAUGAGGGCAGGAAGGUGGGCAACGGACAGGUGUUCUUGCUGGAGAACGAGCCCUGUAUUCGCUGUAUCUGCCAGGUGAAGGGUGCCCGUCAAGGGGAGAGGGCCUGCCGGAGAUGUUCCUGGCCCGUUCCUCCUUCCUCAGACCUUUUUAUGUCUCUCCCCCCAAAAGCUGUUGGCCCUUUGCCCUCCUCGUUCCCUUUUGGGGGGACCCAGAAUGACAGGAGGUGAUUGAUUUAAAAUGGAUCGUAGAUUUCAGAGCUAGAAGGGAGCUCCGAGGUCAUCUAGACCAACUGCCUCAUUUUACAGAUGAGGAAACUGAGGCCCGCUGUGAGGAGGCAGCUUGCCCCAAGGUCCUAAGGUAGUUUCUGGUGGCUCAGUGGAUAGAGCGCUGGAUUUGGAAUA